AUGAGCUCCAAAUUAUUCCCUGGUGACCCGAAAAAGGUCAUGGUGAUCCGACAAGUCACGUCAGACAUCACCACGUUCAGUGUCCCAUUCAAUCGCUUCGGGCUGAUCAAGUUUGGUGGCAGAGGUACUCUCGUCAAACUUGCGACAGGAAACAUGCUCGUCGUCUCGCCAGUCGCACUGACCUCCGAGGUAGAGCAGACAAUCGCAACGCAGGGCGGACGGAUCAAAUACAUUGCCGCGCCAGAUAUGGAGCAUCAUAUCUACCUUACAGCCUGGAAAAAGGCCUUCCCGGACGCAGAAAUCAUUGCGCCCGAGGGCCUAUACGAAAAGCGACAGAGCAACCCGGACCAGAAAGAUACACAGUUCUCACAUAUCCUCACCAAAGCCAACAAGCACGACAUCCACAUAUCAGAAGAAUUCGACCGCGAAAUCGAUAUUGAGUACGUCGACGGACACGGCAACAAGGAGAUUGUCUUCCUACACAAACCCAGCAAAACCAUGAUCCAGGCCGAUCUUAUUUUCAACUUACCCGCCAACGAGCAAUACUCUCGCACGGGCGAGUCUCCUAGGUCGGGCAUCAUCACCAAGCUGUUUGCGCCCUUGAUCUCAGCCAAUCCGCCGCCAGCGACAUGGCACAAGCGGUUUGUGUGGUAUGUCACGGCCAACGAUCGCAAGAGCGUUGGUGAGUCUGUUGCAAGGAUGGAUAAGUGGGACUUUGAUCGGAUUAUUCCCUGCCAUGGUGAUGUCAUUGAGACGGGAGGUAAAGCAUUGUUCCAGAAUGUGUUUGAGUGGUUUUUGGAGGGGAAGAAUAAGAAGCAGCAGCGGCAGCAAUAA
Molecule: messenger RNA, 834 nt
Organism: Talaromyces amestolkiae
Lineage: Eukaryota; Fungi; Ascomycota; Eurotiomycetes; Eurotiales; Trichocomaceae
Exons: 2
Coding region: 1-834 (277 amino acids)
Source: RefSeq, a predicted model, not a curated record